GGAGGUUUCAGUACAGAGGGGAUUAGGCUAUGGCGACUUCCGGUCGUGCGAUUCGCGGAUAGGAGCACGAAAUGGCGUAGCGAUUCACGGUCUGUGAGCUCGAAAUCUCCGGCGCCGUGUCAUGGAUCCCGCUGCGGGCACCGAAAUUGCGGAGGGAAAUCUUCUCCGCAUUCGGACCAGCCUCGGCGACGAUCUCCAGGGCCAUGUCCUCGCCUUCGACAAGGCUCUCAACAUGGUCGUGAUUCAGGAGAGCGGGGACGUUGGUGUUCGUGGCAACCUUCGCUUCCUCAAGGCGACUUUCAUCAAGGAGCUGACGGUGAUCAAGCAACUGGAGGACUCUUUCGAUUCCAGGCCGCGUUUCAUCGACAUUGCCAGCCUCAAGGCUCGUGAAGACGCUGCUUUGAAGCAGGCUAUGGCCGAGGCGGAGCGAAUCGGCGUUGGAGUGACACAGGAAGCUCAAGACAUCUUCGAUGCUUUGUCCAAAACGCUUCCAGUGCGGUGGGACAAAGCCACAAUUUUGGUGAUGGGGGACGUUAGAGUGAACGAGCCAUACCUCCCAGAAAACGUUACUGGCGGUGCCACGGCGGCAAACGAUCGAGUGAAAAAAGUGCUGGAACUGGAGAGAAUGCGGCUCCAAGCUCGCAGUUCUUCCGCAAACCCGUAGGAGCGAGGCCGAGAGAGGUCACAAACGAGAUCGAAAAAAAAGAAGGAAGAGAUCGUCAACACCACCACCAACACCACAAAAAAAAUCGUUCCGGGCAAGCUUGAGGCAGCAAUGGCAGAGGAAACUUGCAUCGAUCGAUCGAUUGAUCGUCUUCUAAUCUUUCCUUUGUCACACUUUUUUUUCCUUUUCGGCUCCUCGGCGGAGCUGCUGAUUCUCCUCACUGCUUAACACUGUAAUCCCCUCGCUCUAAAAUUCUUUGUAGCUUUUGUUGUA
Molecule: messenger RNA, 937 nt
Organism: Selaginella moellendorffii
Lineage: Eukaryota; Viridiplantae; Streptophyta; Lycopodiopsida; Selaginellales; Selaginellaceae
Exons: 5
Coding region: 122-664 (180 amino acids)
Source: RefSeq, a predicted model, not a curated record